CAUAUGUGCUCGGCUUCUGUUCUACGUGGGGGCUGUUGGGGGCUGGUGAGCGGAACAGACUCUUGGCCAGGCAGAUGGCCUCUCGAUGGCCAGCUGUGCGGGUCUCCAUGCGCAGGAGAUCUCUCCAGGACCGGGAGCAGCUGGAGGAGAGCGAGGUGCUGCAGCCUGCUGUUGGCCAUCUGGAGACCUCCAGCGGGACCCUGGGCUCCCUCUGCAGAGAGUUCCAACGGAGGCUGCCCCUGAGAGCAGUCAGCCUCAACCUGGGGGCAGGCCCCUCCUGGAAACGCCUGAAAACCCCAGAGCCAGGGCAGCAGGGCCUCCAGGCUGCAGCUCACUCAGCUAAAAAUGCCUUUGGUGCCAUGUCCCAGCGAAUCCAGGAAUCCUGCCAAAGUGGCACCAAGUGGCUGGUAGAGACCCAGGUGAAAGCCAGAAGGAGGAAGAGAGAGGCACAGAAGGGCAGUAGCGUGCCAGCUCGUAGUCUGAACCAGAGGAGCACCCGCCUGUCUGGAACUGCCCCUGCCCGCUCAACCCUGGGCCCCUGGGAGAGGGAACGUCACCACCACUCCACUCAGAGGGGCUCACGGGCCCACCCACUUCGGCGGUCCAGGAGGGAGGCCGCCUUCCAGAGCCCCUACUCCUCUGCAGAGCCCCUCUGCUCCCCCAGUGAGUCUGACAGUGACCUGGAGCCUGUGGGGGCAGGAAUCCAGCAUCUCCAGAAGCUGUCCCAAGAGCUGGAUGAGGCUAUUACGGCUGAAGAGAGCAGCGACAUGACUGUUUCCCUCCUUCGUGACUGAGGAUAGUGCCCUUCAGGUAAUGCCCUCCUCCCGAGCGUCUUUCUCAGUGUCCUCCCACUCCUCCUCCCCCUCCUGCAUGAGCACAUACGCAUAUUUGGAGACAUGUUAAAGAACUGAAUCUUUCCUGGAAAAACCUGCAGAACGGAUGGGCCCUGCAAAGUAGUAAGUGUGCAGCCUUCCCACGGGCGCGGAGCCAGAGCUGCUGACCUCACUGACCCCAUCACAAACGGAGCACACAAACGGACCCCAUCACAAACGGCCCCACAUAGCUACAGCCACCUUCCGGCUCCUUUUGCUGGGAGGCUACAGUUUGCAUACCUCCCCUGCUCGAGCACAGUGAUGUGCACGAAGGGAGCUCUGUCUUACAGGAACAAGCCCUCCCUGACCCCCACGUCCCCACGCCCAGGAUCGGUGCCGCCCCACGAGUUCCUGGAAGAAGCCCCUAGGAGUCGGACGUGCCCCUGGUCCGCUGCCAACAAGGACCCGGGUCGGGGCUGCUCUGGGCCUCUGCUCUCCUGCUCCAGCUACAUCUGAACCUGCCAGUGACUGCCUGCCACAGCCCGAGGGUGACUCAGGAGGACCUGGGAGGGGUGGGAGCAUUGUGCAUCCUCCCCUCGUGGGCUUUGAAACACUCCCCACCCUUGAGCCUUGUCGUUGCCUCAUUUGCAACAUGAAGCGCAGGCUGCAGAACAUACCUGAGAGCACUGACCCGUGGGGUCUGCAGGAAGUCACCCACUGUGUUGCCAAGUGCCGAGGCUCUUGAGAACCAGCUCCCGUCUCUGCUCUGGAAAAAGCAAUGGGAGGGAUUUCCAGGCUCUGAGACCCUGGGUCCACAAGUCCCUAUUUAUAUUCUCAGCACAGGGCACUGUGGGUGUGCAGGGGUGGGGGGCACUGCUCAGCAGCAAUUCUGCCCUUCGUAAAUUAUUUAAGAAAUCUGCUUUGUCAUUUUAUUAGAAAGAAACUGGUG
This is a messenger RNA of Rhinolophus ferrumequinum (greater horseshoe bat), 1761 nucleotides long. RefSeq names its product PICALM interacting mitotic regulator (gene PIMREG). Lineage: Eukaryota; Metazoa; Chordata; Mammalia; Chiroptera; Rhinolophidae. The record is from RefSeq and is a predicted model, not a curated record. The coding region runs from base 75 to 794 and encodes 239 amino acids. The transcript has 5 exons.